Messenger RNA from Wickerhamiella sorbophila, 504 nucleotides. RefSeq names its product Iron sulfur cluster assembly protein 1, mitochondrial. Gene Ontology annotation, biological process: intracellular iron ion homeostasis; iron-sulfur cluster assembly. The transcript has a single exon. Gene Ontology annotation, molecular function: ferrous iron binding; 2 iron, 2 sulfur cluster binding. Bases 1 to 504 code for a protein of 167 amino acids. Gene Ontology annotation, cellular component: cytoplasm; mitochondrial matrix. The record is from RefSeq and is a predicted model, not a curated record. Lineage: Eukaryota; Fungi; Ascomycota; Dipodascomycetes; Dipodascales; Trichomonascaceae.
AUGCUGCGAAACCUCGGAUUCCGAACUCUUAGGUCGUCACCCCAGGCUUUGAUGCCACUGAGAGCCACUCAGAGAUUCUACCAUGAUAAAGUGCUGGACCACUACAACAACCCGCGGAACGUCGGAAAACUAGACGCCAAGUCCCAGAAAGUCGGAACCGGUCUUGUGGGUGCUCCCGCCUGUGGCGACGUUAUGCGUUUGCAGAUCGAGGUCGACGACAAGGGCGUCAUUAGCGACGUCAAGUUCAAGACUUUUGGCUGCGGCUCCGCUAUCGCCUCGUCGUCAUAUAUGACCGAGCUGGUUCGUGGAAUGAGCCUGGAGGAGGCCGGCAAAAUCAAGAACACAACUAUUGCCAAGGAGCUUUCUCUGCCUCCCGUCAAGCUCCACUGCUCUAUGCUUGCUGAAGACGCCAUCAAGUCUGCCAUCAAGGACUACAGAUCCAAGAACCCUACGUUGGGCCCCGAUGCUGCUAAAGGUGCCGGUGCUGCUGCCACUGCCGCUUAA